Molecule: messenger RNA, 1161 nt
Organism: Asterias rubens (European starfish)
Lineage: Eukaryota; Metazoa; Echinodermata; Asteroidea; Forcipulatida; Asteriidae
Exons: 6
Coding region: 1-1161 (386 amino acids)
Source: RefSeq, a predicted model, not a curated record
AUGGCCCACAAUGGUAGAGCAAGAGGCCCUUAUAAGCGAUAUCUUCAAGACGAUACAAAAGAGGUUCCCAGUCGUAGUUGCAGCAGAUUCAAACGUUACAAGAAAUCUCGAGCACCACAUACACAACGAAUCGUCAACGCCGAACGCGAAGUCGACACAUCCCUUCAUGAUCAUGCGAGCGAGACGGUCAUUAAUAACAGAAGUGCCACAGAGUGUUUGCCAACAACGUCAAGUGAAAUUAGACACCCUGCUUUAGUGCUUUCAGCAUGUCCAGUUCCAGAACGGGUUCACAGCAACAUUUAUUCUUCUGAUAAUGGCGAUGAUCAAUCAGAGCCUAAUCACUCUGGCUCCGAAGAUGGCGAUGAUCGACCACAGGCUCAUCACUCGGACUCCGAAGAUGGCGAUGAUCGACCAGAGGCUCAUGACAUGCAGGGAGCACAUGAGAAAGUUUCAGCUGGUUCAGCUCUGACAAAGUUUCAACUACUGAUACUGCUUCUAAGCUUCGUCAUCCGACACCAUCUGAGCGACAGUGGACUUGGUGACUUGUUGAAGAUUUUAAACCUCAUCCAACUAGACUGUGUCCCUAAAACUAAGUAUCGGUUUUAUGCGAACUUUAAGACAACCAAGGAAACAGUUGAAAUGCACUUCUACUGCGAUGAUUGCCUUGCCUAUAUUGGCAUGGACCCUCUAGUUUCCCACUGCCCAGAUUGUAAAUGUCCUUUUUCCAAAAGAGACAGUAAAUGUAGGGGAAAUUUUUUCUUGUAUCUUCCGAUAGCCCAACAACUUAAAGAACUGUUCGAAAAUCCAGGCCUUGCAAAUUUAAUCAGGACACCUGUUAAUAAUGGAAAUAUCAGGGAUAUCUCGGACGGACUAAGUUAUCAAAAGCUAAAAGCAAACGGUGCAUUUAAUGACAGACAUAGCAUAUCAUUGAUGUGGAACUCGGACGGUGUCCCUUUAUUUAAAAGCUCAAAUUAUUCACUAAACCCCAUUCAAUGUAUAAUUAAUGAGGUUCCACCAAAAGAACGAUCAAAAAAUACCAAAGCAUGGAGGAAGGAAGAGAAGGAGUUUGACUGGCCUGCCAGGGUAUUCACAAAGUCGUCUUUGAUUACAGGGUUUCUUGUCGCACGUCUCUCACACAGCGAGAAUCAAGCUCUGAUAUAA